AAAAAAAACACAUGAAAACAAUUGAGAGGGGAAAAGGACCAGAUUGUCUGCGCCACCCAAACACGCCAGUCUUCGGAGCCAUGGAGGCAUCUACCCGCUGCAACCCACUGACACGAGUUCCCGCGACGUUUUAUGCUGUUUUGGUGAGAACAUAGCGCGGAGACGAGAUAACUGUGCUCGUAUCCCUUUUUUUUUUUUUUUUUUGCCUAUCGGAUUGGCGUGAAAGUCCGCCAUAUUUUUGCCUUACCACGCCCGGGAGUGGAGCCACCGGGGAAAGAAGGGGACCAGGAAGGGAAAUUAGACCCCACUGUGGUUAUAUUCACGCAGGUGAGAGUUUUGCAACAUUGGAACCGGGGAAUAGUGGUCCGUAGCGCGGAUGGCGAUGCUUAACGAGAGCCCACUCAGGACGUGUCUUCAACGGAUGUGUUGAUCGCCCACAGACGGCUACUAUAGCAGCGAUAAGAGGAGGUGGAAGGAGAAAGAAGGUUCGAUCUGAUUUGUUUCCCUUCUCCACCUCCGGUAACUCGUCGUCUACAGGCCGUCAUUUGACCAGCGACCAGGCCGCUGCGUGAGGACUUUUUCCCCCCUCCUUGAUCUUCCAAGCCUCCCGGGAGUCGGGUGGAAAUAACGCCAAAAAGGAUUUUUUUUUUUUUUUUUUUUUAAAAAGCGUGAAAGUAUGACUUUGGAGUCUAUUAUGGCGUGUUGCCUCAGCGAGGAGGCGAAAGAAGCCCGGAGGAUCAACGACGAGAUCGAGAGGCAGCUCCGCCGGGACAAGAGGGACGCGAGGCGGGAGCUCAAACUGUUGCUGCUCGGCACGGGCGAAAGCGGCAAGAGCACUUUUAUCAAACAGAUGAGGAUCAUCCACGGCACCGGCUACACCGACGAGGACAAGCGAGGCUUCACCAAGCUGGUGUACCAGAACAUCUUCACCGCCAUGCAGGCCAUGAUUAAGGCCUCGGAGACGCUCAAGAUCCCUUACAAAUACGAGCACAACAAGGCAAACGCCAACAUCGUGAGAGAUGUGGACGUGGAGAAGGUCACCAUGUUUGAGAACCCUUACGUAGACGCCAUCAAGAGCUUAUGGAACGACCCGGGCAUCCAGGAGUGUUACGAUCGAAGGAGGGAGUACCAGCUCUCCGACUCCACCAAAUAUUACCUGAACGCGUUGGACCGGAUCGCUGAAACCUCCUACUUGCCCACUCAGCAAGACGUGCUGAGGGUUCGAGUCCCCACCACAGGCAUCAUCGAGUACCCUUUUGACCUGCAGAGCGUCAUUUUCAGGAUGGUGGAUGUCGGGGGUCAGAGGUCAGAGAGGAGGAAGUGGAUUCACUGCUUCGAGAACGUCACGUCCAUCAUGUUCCUGGUGGCACUCAGCGAAUACGACCAAGUCCUCGUGGAGUCCGACAACGAGAACCGAAUGGAGGAGAGCAAAGCACUCUUCAGGACGAUAAUCACGUAUCCGUGGUUCCAGAACUCCUCUGUCAUUCUGUUCCUCAACAAGAAGGACUUGCUGGAAGAGAAGAUCUUGUACUCGCACCUGGUCGACUACUUCCCAGAGUAUGAUGGUCCGCAGAGGGACCCCCAGGCGGGCCGGGAGUUCAUCCUGAAGAUGUUCGUGGACCUGAACCCGGACAGCGACAAGAUCAUCUACUCGCACUUCACCUGCGCCACCGACACGGAGAACAUCCGCUUCGUGUUCGCCGCCGUCAAGGACACCAUCCUGCAGCUCAACCUGAAGGAGUACAACCUGGUGUAGCGGCCAACACACACCUACAGUAUAUGAGAACUCAAAUCAAAGUUUAAAAAAAAAAAAAAAAAAAAAAAAAAAAAAAAAAUCAAACUAAUGCGUGGAAUGCUAAUUUAUUUGCCAUGUGUUUGAUCUUUUGAUUGUCAGGAGCAAAUUAAUUCAUCUUACUAUUUAAUAAAGAGCUGGUGAAAUGUG
Nerophis lumbriciformis (worm pipefish) is the source of this 1942-nucleotide messenger RNA. Its product is annotated as guanine nucleotide-binding protein G(q) subunit alpha. Gene Ontology annotation, cellular component: heterotrimeric G-protein complex; cytoplasm. Gene Ontology annotation, biological process: adenylate cyclase-modulating G protein-coupled receptor signaling pathway. The record is from RefSeq and is a predicted model, not a curated record. Lineage: Eukaryota; Metazoa; Chordata; Actinopteri; Syngnathiformes; Syngnathidae. Gene Ontology annotation, molecular function: GTPase activity; G protein-coupled receptor binding; GTPase activator activity.